This is a messenger RNA of Seriola aureovittata, 5796 nucleotides long. It is a transcript of the gene siah2l, whose product is annotated as seven in absentia homolog 2 (Drosophila)-like. The transcript is spliced from 3 exons. Gene Ontology annotation, biological process: multicellular organism development; proteasome-mediated ubiquitin-dependent protein catabolic process. Gene Ontology annotation, cellular component: cytoplasm. Gene Ontology annotation, molecular function: ubiquitin protein ligase activity; ubiquitin conjugating enzyme binding; zinc ion binding. The coding region runs from base 147 to 1136 and encodes 329 amino acids. NCBI's taxonomy places the organism in Eukaryota, Metazoa, Chordata, Actinopteri, Carangiformes, Carangidae. The record is from RefSeq and is a predicted model, not a curated record.
GGCGGCCAAUGGCAGCCAGCGGCAGGCGAUACAAACUGACAGCCGCCAUGUUGUGUCUCCGGGGGCCUGGAGGGACGUCCGGUAGUAGACGGUAGAUGUGACCGCCUGCUCGGCAGCUCAUAGGGAAGGGACCGCAGCUUGAAGCCAUGAGCCGUCCGUCCUCAGCCGGAGCCGGAGCCGGAGGUGGAGGACUCGGGGCCGGGAAAGCAGGCGGAGGAAAGCACGGGGGCUCGGGAGGUGCAGCUGCCGCCGCCGCUGCCGCCGCAGCAGCCGCAGCAGCAGCGGCGGCUGCCGCCGGUGUGAGCUCCGUGGCCGGGUCUGGGUCGGCUGCCCCUUCCUCCGCCGUGUCCCUGCCCACGGCCGGCCUGCCCGGGCAGUCCACGGAGCUCACGGCGCUGUUCGAGUGCCCGGUUUGCUUCGACUACGUCCUGCCGCCCAUCCUCCAGUGUCAGGCGGGUCACCUGGUCUGUAACCAGUGCCGUCAGAAGCUGAGCUGCUGUCCGACCUGCCGAGGCCCGCUCACCCCGAGCAUCCGGAACCUGGCCAUGGAGAAGGUGGCCUCCACGCUGCCGUUCCCCUGCAAGUACUCGUCGGCCGGAUGUCAGCUGACCCUCCACCACAGCGAGAAGCCCGACCAUGAGGAGGUGUGCGAGUUCAGGCCGUACACCUGUCCGUGUCCCGGGGCCACCUGCAAGUGGCACGGCUCUCUGGAGGCCGUCAUGCCGCACCUGAUGCACGCGCACAAGUCCAUCACCACGCUGCAGGGGGAGGACAUCGUCUUCCUGGCGACGGACAUCAACCUGCCCGGCGCCGUGGACUGGGUGAUGAUGCAGUCGUGCUUCAGCCACCACUUCAUGCUGGUCCUGGAGAAGCAGGAGAAGUACGAGGGUCACCAGCAGUUCUUCGCCGUCGUGCUGCUCAUCGGCACCCGCAAGCAGGCCGAGAACUUCGCCUACCGCCUGGAGCUCAACGGCAACCGCCGCCGGCUCACCUGGGAGGCCACGCCGCGCUCCAUCCACGACGGGGUGGCGGCCGCCAUCAUGAACAGCGACUGCCUGGUGUUCGACACCUCCAUCGCUCAUCUGUUCGCUGACAACGGCAACCUGGGGAUCAACGUCACCAUCUCCAUGUGCUGAGGGGGCGGAGCAACAGUUGUGAUAAACAGACUGACGUCAUGACGCAGGGUCAGUUUGACCGUUCAGGAGGUGUGGCGUUCACUUUCUGUCUCGCUCUGUGCUCACAGGAAGUCGUAAACGUCCUGCAGCGAUGGUGACUUGUUUGUAAAACAUUUGCAGCAGGUUUAGCAGCAGAUCGCCGGCUCCGCCCUGUUUGACGUGUGAUGAAUGACCGAACAGGAAGUGUCGAGCAUCAGGUGUCCUUCUUGAACUGAUGAAGACGAGGUCAGACCUGCUGCUGCGACCGCCGCCCGUCCAGACCGGGACCCGGGGCCCCGGGCCAGAGUCCACUCCCCCGAGCAGAGAGGAUUCUGGUCUCACUGGAGGAAACAAACAAAACCUUCACCACAGCAGCCACACAACUUCCUGUCAGGUUCAUCUGACUUCCUGUCGGGUUCAUCCGACUUCCUGUCGACGUGUUCACAGUAUUCUGCUCUUUGCUGCUGUCAUUGGCUGACAGGUGUUUUCAGUCAGUCUUUGUCUUUUUACAAAGAUAUUAAAACAUGAAGACACGUUUGAUUGACAGGUUCCUCAGCCUGUAACAGGGGUCACUGUAGGUCAUUUGCUUUGAUGACAUGUAUAAUUCCCAUCUCACAUUAAUGUUUAUUGGGACGAUAAAAUAAAACAAACUGCUGAUGAAUGUUAAAAUCAUCAGACAGUAAAUUAAAUACCUGACAUUCACCACUUCACACAACUGAUACAGAUGUUGAACAGCUGACUGGGUUACAGUCUUAUGAGAUAUAUUAGGACCUCAGCUAAUGAUUAUUGUUAUUAUUGAUUAAUCAGCUGCAUAUUUUCUCGAUUAGUUUAUAAAAUGUGUUUCGUAGAUUCAGUUCACAAAGAGAUGAAACAGAAAAGCAGAAAAUGGCAAAAUCGUAAUGAACUGAUGAUCAGAAAGUUGCAGAUCAUUUUUCUGAUGAUUGAUUAAUUGACUCGUUAUUGCAGGUGUGAUGAUGAUCAUGUAUCAGAGAAACAGAGCAGCCGCUGGCACCAGGUCUUCUUCUUCAUGUUGACAAUCAUGGUCAAUCAGAUCAAUAAACUUUAAUCUUUACUCACAUCCAGCUGAACCCAGAGUCUGGAAAAGUGAACGACACAUCAGUCACUCAAGUUUCACACAUUAUUGAUCAGAGCUGCAACGAUUAGUCGACAAAUGGAUGAAUUGAUCGACAGGAAAUUAAUCGUUUCGCUCAUUUUUCAAGAAAAAAUGUUUAAAAAUUCUGUUUUCAGAUUUUAAAUGUGAUAAUUUUCUGCUUUUCUUUCUUUUCUGACAUUGAAUUAAAAAUCUCUGAAUGUCGUCAUUUCCUUAUUUUUUAACUUGAUACAGACGAAAUGAUGAAUCGACUCUAUAUGAAAUAAUCAGAUUAACCGUAGCACGUUCCCACCGAUGCAGUUAACAGUGUUGACCAACGUACACUGUCACCUGUCAAUCAAUAAUCAAUAAUAACCAGCAGACAAAGAGAGAGGCUGUCGAAGCAGAAUAAUGUGAACACGUUCACUCUGUGCUUUAAUGACCGGAGCUGUGGCCUGUGUCUCAGGUCGCUGGUUCAAAUCCCGCGGGCGGCCACGGUGGCGUUCUGACCGCGGACUCGUCCCUCACGGUUUGGAGGUUUGGCGUUGGACCUCUGUGGGAUCCGGUCAAUCCUCAGACCUUCUUUUAAUCUCAGAUAAAAGCAGUGAAAUGGAGGAAUAAUCCUCCGCCCCUCCUGCAGUCUGCCGAGCCGCCAGCGCCUUACUUUUCUACCGCCGUCCUCCUCAUGAUCCAGCUCUUUCUGAGGGAGUCUUGGUGCUGAUGAGCUUCGGUUGAACAUUGUUUUUAGUUUUCUUACUGAAAACCUGCAGGGAAACGACGAGACUCUGACGGAAGGGAAAUGUGUAAAAACAGUUUGCUGCUUGUUCAAAGCCACAGAGACACGGUGGACGGACGGAUUAUUGUAGGUAAAGAAACAUGAUCGUCUCUGAACCUUCGUAGCAACUGGAAAGAAGUUGGCGUCAGCAGAUACCUCUGAUCACGACUCACGUGACUGAACCGCAGAUUCCUCAGACCUCAGCGCCGUUUCCUCUGUGUUCGCUCAGAGACGAAAAACCAGUCGUUCAUUCACACUGCUCCAUGUAGGUGUGACUCGUCCUGAAUCAUAUCUGCAGCAUCAGCAACAAUUCCUCCAUUUAACCUAAAACAGCUGCAGAGCCUCCGUCAGUGGCAGAACGUUAACGCUCCUCCAGUGUAAAGGUCUGUGUCCAUGUGUAGUGUGAUUAUAGAUUAUAGAUCAGCUCUAGCUUCUAUAUUAAUACUGUGAAAGUAUCAAAGCCUCAGUCCACAGAGAAAUGCACACAGCCUGUAUUCAGAAACUGAGCCUUAAAACCAGCCGUCAGGACUUCUGGAACUUUGUGAUGUCACAACAAAGCAGUCACCAAGCCCCGCCCACCUGGACCCACUCACAAGUGUUGAUCCAUAAGAAGAUAUAUUUGUGGUUUUAAGAACCAAAAACCAUCUCAGUGUAGUUUUACAUCUCCUCUCUCAGGCUUCUCUCUGCAGCUCUAGUAACAACAGGUCGGUGAGCCAAUCAGAAGAGAGGAGGCUCUGAGCCUCUCUUCUGAUUGGCUGACCUUUUUCUGAGUGACCCAAUAAAAAUAUAGCAGAUUUUAGGUAAAAACACUCAGAAAACAAAUCCUGCAAGGUUUGGAUGGUGGGUCCAGGUGGGCGGGGCUUGGUGACUGCUUUGUUGUGACAUCACAAAGUUCCAGAAGUCGUGACGGCUGGUUUUAAGGCUCAUGGACAGAGACCUUUAGACUGGAAGGAGCUUUAAAACAUAAAUACAUCUUACAGAUAUCAACACUUUAUUAUCAAGUAUCUCAGUUAAGAAGCAACACAACUUUAUUAAAAAUGUAAUAUUUGAUUAAUAUAAACACUUUAAGUCUGAAUCUUCAACAUUUACAAUCAGUAUAUAAAUAUUUAGUAAAUGGUUUAUUGCAGCAGAUAUAAAACAUUUUAACAAUUUAUUAAUAUUAUAUGAAUAAAUAUCCCAGCUGUUUUAUUAUAUUGUAUUUAAUUAGCAGCCUCCACUUUAAUAAAAACCCAGAUCUGGUUAUAACCACAUAUUGUUAUAAACAUUUAUUAAAUGUGUACAUACUAAUUAUAACCGUUAAACUGUGUCAGCAGAUCUUUAAUGUUAAUGUAAACUGUGAGAUGUUAGUGACCAGACAAUCAUUAAUAUUCUGUUGCUUUUCAAACCUUAAUGUUACAUUUAUUAUUUAAUAUUAAUUCAGACUUCAGGCUUCAUGGUCCUAAAGCCCUCGGGUUCAUUCAUCCCGUCGUGUUGAAGCUCAGCUCAGAAACACAGAGGAAACGCCGCUCUCUCUCUCUUUACCUGAUGAUCACUUCCACUUCACAGCCGCCACUUUCUACCAAAUGUUUUUAUUGUAAAUGAAGCUCUCGCGGCAGCAGUAUAUUUUCUCAGACAGGAGACAGCUGGAUUUAUUCUGUGACAUGUAUUUGUGUUAGCGUUUGCAGCUGUACAGAGAUUUUCAAGGUAAUUUUCUAAACUGACUGUUGUUAAUUCGUUGUUGUUGUUCUGCUGCUUCAGUCUGAGUCCAACAAACAACCCACAUCUGAAAACCAGGGACUGACAUCACAAACUACUGUAGCCUACGACUCCCAGGGUGCAUUUCACUAACAAACAUCCGAUUACAGAGCUUCACAUUCUGCUACAUGAGCCGAUGAUGACGAGCUGAAGGUAAAAAUGACACUUUGUAGAAACCUGAUGAAGAUCCGGCAGUUUGGGAUUCAUUUAUUAAUUAAUAUCACCAUAGCAACAGCAGCUGAGGCUCAUGGGUAUUGAAGUAUUUAGAGCCAUCAAUCAAACUGACAGAAAAAAAAAGUAAUUACCCAGGUAAAAUCCGGCUUCACCUGUCAGGGAGGAGAAGAGGCAAAGAUACGGUGCGAGCUGACGUGGACAGGUGUAUACAGGUGUAUACAGGUGUUCCUAAGAACUUACACGUACCACAGUUAUUCAGUCAGUUGUCUGUACAUCUGUGGGUAAACUGCAAACUGCAAUGGUUAAUAGUUAAUUCGGCAUUUUUAAUUUUUAACGUCAACAAAUACAAGUUUGUAAUUUCUGAAUCAUUCUGUUUCCUUGGAUCUGUCCUGGUGUUUAUAAAUGUCAUUGUUAAAGGUCUUGUAUAUUUUGUAUUGCCAACCAGUAACCAGCACCAUUAUUAUCAUAUUCUAGAAUUAAAUUAUCAGUAAAAUAGAGAUAGACAAUUAAAUUUAAUGCAAUUCAAAUAAAUUGCAUUACAUUUAUUACAAAAUUACACAGAUCUUAAACGUCUUAGAGCUGAUUCAGAAACUACAGACGUUUAAAAUGAAGUGUUACCACAUCAUGUGUGAGAACUGGGGAGUCGGCUUUAAGAAUGAAUUUUUCCUUAUUAAUUAAGAUAAUAAUCAGCUCAGUGGAGUUCGUGUCACAUGACCAGGUUCUUUCUGUCACAGCAGCAGGAUGAUACAAAUGAAAUCUACUGAAACAAGAAACUGAAGAGCGACAGGAUCUCACGGAUGUUCUGACUCUUCUUCGUUCUCAGUGUAACGUUGUUCUGUGAUGUUUCUUUAAUAAACGGGUGCAGCUUG